Coccomyxa subellipsoidea C-169 is the source of this 450-nucleotide messenger RNA. RefSeq lists its product as hypothetical. NCBI's taxonomy places the organism in Eukaryota, Viridiplantae, Chlorophyta, Trebouxiophyceae, Coccomyxaceae. The transcript is spliced from 2 exons. The record is from RefSeq and is a predicted model, not a curated record. Bases 1 to 450 code for a protein of 149 amino acids.
AUGGCCCUCUGGGCUCUGGGUUCGCCACUCAUCAUUUUUGAGAACCAUUUUUACUCCGUAAAAAAUGUAUACUGCGGGAUUUGGAAAGUUGGGGAUGAGCUUCGCCCUAAAUUCCAUGGUUUUCACAAUCUCGGACGAUUUGCUGGGAAGAAUGGCCGCAAAGCGUAUCUGCACAGGACCAUCAUCAUCAUCAUCAUCAUCAUCAUCAUCAUCAUCAUCAUCAUCAUCAUCAUCAUCAUCAUCAUCAUCAUCAUCAUCAUCAUCAUCAUCAUCAUCAUCAUCAUCAUCAUCAUCAUCAUCAUCAUCAUCAUCAUCAUCAUCAUCAUCAUCAUCAUCAUCAUCAUCAUCAUCAUCAUCAUCAUCAUCAUUGUUUAUAUUAUAAAAGGCUCCCGGAUCCGGAGCAAGCUAAUAGCGCUAUCAGCUUGCUGGCAUUUGAUGCGUGACACCUGA